Molecule: messenger RNA, 2218 nt
Organism: Pelmatolapia mariae (spotted tilapia)
Lineage: Eukaryota; Metazoa; Chordata; Actinopteri; Cichliformes; Cichlidae
Gene: dcst1
Product: DC-STAMP domain containing 1
Exons: 15
Coding region: 1-2151 (716 amino acids)
Cellular component (GO): membrane
Source: RefSeq, a predicted model, not a curated record
AUGGCUGACACCGGGACACGUCACGGCUGUGAGUUCACCCACAACAACUCAAAACUCAGCGUGGUGGAGCUGCUCAGCCCUGAGGCUGCCAGCCGACGGUCAAAACCUGUUUCCAGGUGUUUGUGCUUCCUUACAGCUGCGCACAGGUGCGUUCAGACCAUCCUGCCUCCAGUUGUCCACCGGUUCCUCUUCAGCCAAUCAGAGGAGUUUCCGGUGGCUCGCCCGCUCUUCAGGGCGCUGUUUGGAGUAGCGACCGGCACAGGUAACACCUCCAGCGACACACCUGGGCGGUUCAUCUCUGAUCUUAAGUCCUCACAUGUUGGAAACCAGCGCGGGCAUCAGAGCGAAAAGACGCCGCAGAGCUGCGCUCAUUUUGGGGCCGAUCAGCUGUUCGGAGGAAACAGGAGCUGCUCGCACAUCAUCUUGUUCCUGGGCAUUGCCCACAACCUCCCGCUGACCUUUGACCUGCAGGUGGCAGUAGGAUGUUUGUUUGUUGCUGUGUGUCUCGCAGGCGGACUCAUGUCUUCGUCCUUCAGGUGUUCGGUCCUCCUCAUGUUUCCCAGCAUGCUCGGCUCCCGUGGCCGCUCCUACCUGAUCCUGCUGACCUUGUCUGUGCUGUACGCAGGCCCAGUUUCAAACAUCCAGCGUAAUGUAGAGGCCGCCGCUGUGUCUGUGAGCUGCAACCUGGACCUGCAGGUCCGUCACAGCAAGCUACUGUGGAGAGAAGCCAUCAAGCCAUUUUUGAUCAUCACACAGGAGCUCAUGGAUGAUAAAGAAGGUUUUGAGUUGGAGGCUUUAAAUGUCAGCAAGAAGUUUCAGGACAUCAGAGACGAGAUGGUCCUUCAGUACGGAUACGACCGAUUCGAAACUAAACAAGGCGGCGGUAACAGCACCCAGGAGGAGUUCACCGCCAAGACCCUAAAGCAGUGCGACAGUGUGGUGGCUCAGGGCGUGCAGCGGUGCGUCGAUUGGUUCGCCAACAGGUGGACGGCGUGUUUGGAAGCGAUCCCCGUCCCCGUCAUCAACUACAUCCUCUGCGUUUCCAUGAAAUUUCACUUCCUGUGUGACAUCAUGAAAGUCAUGACUCCGUGGUGCAGGGACAACAUUCCCGUGGAGGGAAACUUUGGUCAACUCUUUGACCGGCUGAAUGUUUCCGUUGACCUGCUGUCCAGAGAGUUCAGCACCGAGCUCACCGUAGAGGAGGAGGAGCAGCCGGCGCUGAGCGAAGCUCUGCUGGACCAACAGUUCACCAACGCUGUCAAAACAUCCUUCCAGAAACUGACGUCAACGACGGGACGGGUGCUGAACAUCCUGCAGAUGCUCCUCUCCUUCACCUUCAUCACCAUCUUCACCCAGGCGUUUGGGUACCUCGGGCAGUACAAGAGGGACAUUUGUUUCGACAACGUCUACAUCACCACCUACUUCAGACAGAUCGAUGCCCGCAGACGGAAAGCGGGGAAGCGCUGCCUGCUGCCUCUGAGGAAAUCAGAGAAAAACAAGCUGAUCAACCCCUGCAGUCUGAAAAUUUACCCCGAAGAGGUCAAACAAGUGAUGUCAGGUGUGUUUCAGGUGCUGACGGUCUUCCUGCUGUCCGUUGUCCUGCUGACUGUCGACUUCUCGCUGUCCCACGUACUGGACAUCAUCAGCAGACACACCCUCACCCAUUUCAACAUCACCAGUAGUCACCAGGUGGACAUCAGAGUGGGAGGGGACACCAUGAUGGCCCGCCUCCUGAGGACGACAAUUUCAGCCUUCAACAGCUCGUCCACCCUCAAUAUCCAAAGUGAUAACCAGGAGUGCAUGUCCCCCCCCUCCACCCUCUCUGCUGAGGUCUAUGUGAGAUGUGUGUGUUGUGUCCUGCUGGUGGCGCUGUUCAGCUGCCUUCAGGUUUAUACCAACCGGCUCCGACAUGUCAUUGCUGCCUUCUACAACCCCAAGAGGGAGAAGACGAGGAUCUUGUUCCUUUACAACCUGCACAUUCACGGCCGGAUUUCCAGCAGCGGCAGGAAACGCAUCAUCAGCCGUGGACAGAGGACGGUGAGUGGGUUUCUGGUGUUCCAGCGCCUGCUCAGGUGGGGGCACUGCCUUUGCUGGCAUCAUCACGGACAGGAAGCGUCCAGCUCCGAGAAGACGCACUACGCCAGCGCUUAGAGGAGAGAGAGGAAGCUGCACCUGGAUGAAGAAGAAGUCGUCCAGUUUUUUGUGGCAGACUCGAGGU